Messenger RNA from Triticum turgidum subsp. durum (durum wheat), 1593 nucleotides. Lineage: Eukaryota; Viridiplantae; Streptophyta; Magnoliopsida; Poales; Poaceae. The record is from the annotation of a GenBank genome assembly.
AUGAUGAAGCAGCUGCUGCCGCAGAGCCAGCUGCGGCGCUCGGCGGCGGCGUCGGCGGCGCGCUCCUCGGGGGGCGGCGUCGGGGCCGAGGGCGCGGGUGGGCCCGACGGCGUCGGCGCGGGCGCGGGGGCGGGCGGGCGGACCGCCUCCUCCUCCACCUUCUGGUUCCUGCUCCACGCGUUCUGCUGCCUCAUCUCGCUCUUCCUCGGCUUCCGCUUCUCCAGGCUGCUCUUCUUCCUGCUCUUCUCCAGCAGCGCGCUCUACGCCGCCACCUCCAACAACAAGUCGGCCGUGCUCCGCGCCAUCACGACAACCACGACGACGACCACGACGACCACAACCACGACCAACACCUUCACCCUCUCCUUCGCCGCCGCGGGCAACCCGCCCCCGUCCAACCCGGACAACCUCACCGCCGCCGCGCUCGAGGAGGCCGCGGGGAGCACGCAGAGCCACGUGGUGGUCGGCCGCCACGGGAUUCGGAUCCGCCCCUGGCCGCACCCCGACCCCGUCGAGGUCAUGCGCGCGCACCGGAUCAUGGAGCGCGUGCAGGAGGAGCAGCGCCGCUGGUACGGCGUCAGGGAGGCGCGCCCGGUGCUCGUCGUCACCCCGACCUACUCGCGCGCCUUCCAGGCGCUCCACCUCACCGGCCUCCUCCACUCGCUCCGCAACGUGCCCUACCCGCUCACCUGGAUCGUCGUCGAGGCCGGCGGCGUCACCAACGCCACCGCCUCCAUGCUUGCGCGCUCCAACCUCACCUUCGUCCACGUUCCAUUCCCGGAAAAAAUGCCCCUCGAAUGGGCCGACCGCCACGCCACUGAGAACCGCAUGCGCCUCCACGCCCUACGGGUGAUCCGGGAGAGGAAGAUGGACGGUGUAGUUGUGUUUGCCGAUGACAGCAACGUGCAUAGCAUGGAGCUGUUCGAUGAGGUGCAGAAGGUCCAGUGGAUGGCCGCAGUGUCUGUGGGUAUCCUUGCGCACACCGGAACAGCAGAGCAGCCACGCCUUACCGAAGAGGACAAGAAGAACAUGCCACUUCCAGUCCAGGGUCCUGCCUGCAACUCUUCCGGGCAUUUGGCUGGAUGGCACACAUUCAACACGUUGCCGUUCUCUGGGAAGACCGCCACGGUGGUUGGCGAGGCAGCGCCUGUGCUACCGAAGGGUUUGGAGUGGGCUGGGUUUGUGAUGAACUCGAGAAUGCUGUGGAAGGAGGCAGAGGGCAAGCCUGAUUGGGUGAAGGAUCUUGAUGCUGUGGGGGAGAAUGGGGAGGAGAUUGAAAAUCCUCUUACUCUCUUGAACGAUGCGUCCUAUGUUGAACCGUUGGGCAACUGUGGGAAGAAGGUCCUACUUUGGUGGCUCCGUGUUGAAGCCCGGGCCGACAGCAAGUUUCCACAAGGGUGGGUGAUUGAGCCACCUUUGGAAGUUGUUGUUCCCGCCAAGCGCACACCAUGGCCAGAAACCACCAUGGAUGUCUCAUCGGAGAUGUUAGACGCCAAGCAAGAGCAGGAGGACAGGCAGCUGCCAAGGACCAACAACAGGUCAGCUCGGCCCCGAAGCACCACCACGAAACGGAAGGGCGACGUCCACAACUGA